GGUUAGAAAUCAACAUUCUAGUUAUCGGCAACUCUUCCCUCAAUACCCAAAUCAAAAUCCCAAUCGAGCAGAUUCAAGGAAAAGCAAGCAAGUGCUCGUUCUGCCAAGCACCCAACAAUGUUCUCUGCUGUUCCCUUGAGAAGUCCGUUCACCGCAAUAGUGCCAGAGAAGCUUUAUCUGGCAGCCCCGUCCGUCCUUUUUCACAGUAAUAACCCACCAUUUCUCAGUCUCAGAUGCUGCGUAUCAUCAAAAUGCUUGGCGAAUCAACACUCCUUCACGAUCUCUUACCUCAUGGACUCAUGCGGGUUGUCCCCAGAAACUGCUAGUUCUGCAUCAGAGAAGGUACACUUCGAAACCCCAGAAAGACCCGACUCCGUCGUUACUCUCCUCAGAAACUACGGAUUCUCCGAAACCCAUAUCUCAAAUCUUGUUAGAAGACGCCCUUCGCUGCUUUUGGCAAAUCCUGAGCAAACCCUUUUGCCGAAACUCGAGUUCUUCGUCUCUAUCGGGAUUCCAAAACCCGUCCUGGCAAGAACCCUGUCUUCAAAUCCAACGCUUCUCACGAGGAGCUUGGAGAAGCAAAUCAUACCUUCUUAUAAUUUCCUCAUAAGUAUAGUUCGAUCCAACUAUAAGGUCGCCUCCGCUAUGAAACGGACUACGUGGAUUUUCCUGGAAGAUUAUGCGAAGAAUUUGGAACCCAAUAUUGGAGUUCUGAGGGAAAUCGGAGUGCGGGAGUCGUGUAUUUCGUUGUUGGUAACUCAUUUUCCUGAGGCUCUGGUACAGAAAAAUGAAUUAUUUUGUGAAAUUGUUGAUGAGGUUCAGAGAAUGGGAUUCGACCCAUUAAAAUCGACCUUUGUGCUGGCAGUACACGCCCUUUCAGGGAAGGGGAACAAAUUGAUAAGGGAUCGCUGUUAUGAGACUUAUACCAGGUGGGGUUGGACUGAAGAUGAUAUUCUUCUGGCAUUUAGAAAGCACCCACAUUGUAUGAUUUUGUCUGAAAAGAAGAUCACGAGAGCAAUGGAUUAUUUUGUCAACAAGAUGGGGUGGCCUGCAGGAUUGUUUGCUAGAUGCCCAGUUGUUCUGUUCUUGAGCUUGGAGAAGAGAAUCAUCCCGAGGUGUUCGGUGAUUCGAAUUUUGUUGUCAAAGGACUUGAUCAAGAAAGAAGUGAGCUUGAGUUCUGUCUUACUGCCUGUGGAGAGGUUGUUCUUGAAGAGGUUUGUGACCAAGUAUGAAGAGGAGGUACCUCAGCUGUUCAGCGUGUAUCAAGGGAAGACGGAUGUUUUGGAAGUGUGAUUAGCGGAUGUCUUCAGGCAGAAAUGAGUGAAAAUUGUUUGCUGCAUUCUUCAUAAUUCUAACUAGUUGGUCGUUUUUUGCACUUAACUUGUUACUCCUAGGUGCUAACUGCUAUCUUCCUUGGUUGUUUUUGGAAAGAGGCUACAUCUUGGAUGUUCUUUGUGGUAUCAACUAUCAAGGUCAACAGAUAUAUUAUCUGUGCUGAUGAUCAAGACAUAUCUGAUUGAAUAUGCAGUCCACACCUAUUCUUCAAUAUACUAAAUUGGGAUGUUGGAAAUUCUUCUGUGUUGUAGGGAUAUCCCAGUGUAAUGACUUCCACCAGAGGCCUUCGACAUAUGCCAAAGAGCUCAAUGUUCUUUUUAGCAGCAUUGUAGCUAUAAGGGAAAACAUUCUAUGCUCGUAGAUGGACCAUUCUGGAUGAUGAAAAUAAGAGCUAAUUCCUAUUAAUGGCAAAAAGGCCAUGACAAAUGAUGCCCAUUGAAGCCACAGGGAAAGGCUGGAGCUAGUUCGUAGUAGAGGAAAGAAGCACAGAAGGUAAGUAACCAUGUAGAGACACGUACCAAGAGAUCUACAAUGCCCUUCACCAACUUUGAUAGGAUGGAAGAUUUUGUUCUCAAAGGUAACUUGUACAAGCAUGCUAUUAUAGGUGUACCUAAGCUUGGUGAAACUCUACUUUGACAUGACUUGUUCCAAUUCAUGAAGUUGUAUGCAAGCUAACACUAAUUGUAGCCCUUAUAGUUUAUGUUUUAUUUCUAUCAAAUAAUAAUUUAAUUUUAAAUUCUUACUACACCAUUUUUUUA
Molecule: messenger RNA, 2093 nt
Organism: Malania oleifera
Lineage: Eukaryota; Viridiplantae; Streptophyta; Magnoliopsida; Santalales; Ximeniaceae
Product: transcription termination factor MTERF6, chloroplastic/mitochondrial-like
Exons: 2
Coding region: 118-1293 (391 amino acids)
Biological process (GO): chloroplast organization; regulation of DNA-templated transcription
Cellular component (GO): chloroplast
Molecular function (GO): double-stranded DNA binding
Source: RefSeq, a predicted model, not a curated record